AUUUUUAAACAUAUCAUCUAUGCAAUUGAUCAAAAUUACGAGGAUCCCUUCAUUUUACAAACUUGCAUCAACCUCUAUAGAAUCCUAUCAUGCGACCUGCUUGACAUUCCUCCUUAUCAGAGAUUCUCAUUCUCAACUAAUGAUAAGCCGGAUUUACUUCUACGCGAAGUUCCAGAAUGUUAUAUUCAAUCUCGCGCAGACCCUAUGUUUACAUGUGUUUCAAGUUUCUGGGAUAGAUUUUUCGAAGGGAAAGCCUGGUCUGAUCAGACAAAACGUAUUUGGGAGAGCUAUGAAAAUUAUAAAAAUGACUCUAACCCCAAAAAUAUCCCUCUUAAUUUGGCUGAGCAAGGACUUUCAGAAUUUCCAUCGCUACCAUCAGGGCAAUUUCCCACCCUCAUUAGAAAAGAGAAUGAUCUCCCGCUGCGUGGAAAAAUAGCUCUCUCAUCAAACAUAGAUAGAAGGAAAAUUAGGUUUAUACAACUGGCAGCUUUCAUUCGGGAAAUAUUUAAUAAGCAACCAGUCAGGCGAUUUGUGCACGGGUUCUACGUGUUCGACAAGGUAAUUGAAUUCUGGCUGAUCGAUCGAACUGGUGCAUACAGCUCAGGCUAUAUAAGUAAUGAAAACAAUGAGCAAUUUUUGGUACGUGCUAUCUGCUCAUAUCUACUGAUGAGUGACGAAGAAGUGGGUAUCGAUACAACGAUUCGCAAAGUUGAUGGACGGUCCAUCAUAACAAUUUCUGAUGGUGAGCCUGGGCAGACUAGAGAAGUUGAGAUAAACCCUAAACCUUCCAGUCAGGCAUGUGAUCUAGUUUCACGAGGUACCACCUGCUACUACUCACUUGACGAGAAGUUACUGGUCAAAUAUUCAUGGCACAGGGUUGAAGGGAAAUCCGAAAUUGAUUUACUGAAAGAAGCUAUCCAGGUCAAGGGUGUAAUCAAUCUGGUGGCAUCAGAAACAAUUUACAAGUCGAGUGAUGUCUGGGAAGAUUUAUCAGCUUUUAUUCCAAAAGAUUGGCACACAAUGGAACACGAGAAAUCCUCAAAAGGUUCUGAAAGAGUGGAAACGAAUGGAUAUAGGGCAUUGGAUGAAUAUGAAAUGACUAGAGCCGUUCUAUCACCAUACGGACGUCCUCUUGAUUCUUGUACAUCGGUAUUGCAAUUUCUUAUUGUCAUGCGAGAUGCACUUAUGGGGCACCGUGGCUUAUAUAACAAGAAAAUUAUUCAUAGCGAUAUUUCGGAAGAUAAUAUCAUUAUAGUGGCACCAACAGCGGACGAUAGAUCAAGAGGAAUGUUAAUAGACUUGGAUCUUUCAAUCUCGGACCACGAUACUUGUAAGACGAGCACACGUGAAUAUCCCGUGGGCACAUUAAAGUAUUUGGCUCUUGAACAAGUGAUGAUGUUGGUAGGAAAUACAUGUGAGCGGGAUUAUGACUUCAUUUCGUCUUAUUUUUACGACCUAGAAUCAUUUUUCUACGUGUUUCUAACAGGAUGUGUAGAGUAUGGACGGGACCCUGAUCUUCGAUGGCACAGCUUAAAUUCAUGGCGGAAAAAAGAUGCAGAUGAUGCCCUUGAAAAUAAGCUUGAUGAUAUUCAGAUAAAUUAUGAGAACUUUAUCAACACCAAGUUCUCAAGUAGCUUUGUUGAUUUCAAGAAUUUGGCCCAGGAGCUGCGUAAGAUAAUGUUUGGCAAUACUACAUAUUGUUACCUACACGUUGGAGACCCUGAUUUACUGUAUAUGGAGAUGAUUAAGGCGUUUAAUAAAGCUAUUGGGCAAAUUGAAGGUAAGAUUGGUUUACAAUUAGAUCCAAGAGCUUUUCCCUACCAUGAGAGACUAGCUGACACACCAUAA
Molecule: messenger RNA, 1848 nt
Organism: Blumeria graminis f. sp. triticale
Lineage: Eukaryota; Fungi; Ascomycota; Leotiomycetes; Helotiales; Erysiphaceae
Source: the annotation of a GenBank genome assembly